AUGUGCCAUUUAUUCCUCACCUUUUGCCCAUCCUGCUCCAGGGUUGCGGCUCCGUCUCGAGUCGAGAAGUGCGCUAACCGAUCUGACGCAGCCCACACUCCCAUUACAACCCAAAUCACUGCCAUGAAACCCUGCAUUCGAUGCAACAACCGCAACAAACCAUCGAAUCCCACCGGCGUCCUCACUCAAGACAUCCUCGAAGAAAUGUGCGUGAAAAUUCCCGAAUGGCAUCCCACUGCACCACAGGACCCUGCUACCGGGAUCCUUCCAAACUGGGACUCCGAAAGCUUGGCUCGUACUCAAGAUGAGGAACUCUUUUUCGAACACAUCACCCAAAGCCACAGUGUAGAAGUCAAGAAUCGACAAGACUUGCCAAGUCAACGCAACGGAUUCCCGUUAUGCUUGAUGGCUGGAAUCAAGCAAAGGCCCUCACCUGUGAAUCAACGACUUGAGAGAUCACGACCAGACAGAUCAAAGUUUACUUCACCUCCGUUAUCAUGGAACAACAACCCUAGAACCAGACGACUUGGUGUUGCGCCAGCACCACAAGCUGCAGCAAUUCAAGCAGACUCUCCACCGUCGGGAAUAGCCACUCAUUUGGUCCCAGGAGUAAACCAUCGAAGAAGCCAAGCUCAAGAGGAAUCUUCCAUCAUAUCUUCACCACUCAGACUCCAAAUCCCACCUCAAAUAUCAUCUUUCAUCGAAACCCAAGACACAGAAUCCACCCCCUCAUCAGCCACAUCAACCCGUUCCGAAUAUCUCCUCCCAGGACCAUCACCCCAGGCAGAGACAUUCAGUCCCGUAGCCUUCGCUCAAAUUCCCGCCCAUUACGACAUGCGACGAACUUCCGUCUCAACACCUGUCCGUGUCUCCACGACUCAACCACAAGUUCAAGCACGCGAACAACACGAGGCUAAUGACCAGAUGUCUCAACGCAGUCGAGAACAUCAAGAAGAACGCAAGCGUCAAAAUCUCGAGAGCGAACGAAUGCGCGAAUUGCAACAACGAGAUGUUCAGUGCGAGCAGACAUCGCACUCUGAAAAUUUGCCGCCACGACAUGUCAAGGAUGUAGGAUUCAAAAGCGUACGACCCAAGCGUAGCUUGAAAUUGCUUCCGAGUCUUCGAUCUUUCGGUUCUUUCCGGUUUGAUGUUUGA
Messenger RNA from Botrytis fragariae, 1155 nucleotides. RefSeq lists its product as uncharacterized. The coding region runs from base 1 to 1155 and encodes 384 amino acids. NCBI's taxonomy places the organism in Eukaryota, Fungi, Ascomycota, Leotiomycetes, Helotiales, Sclerotiniaceae. The record is from RefSeq and is a predicted model, not a curated record. The transcript has a single exon.